Molecule: messenger RNA, 3351 nt
Organism: Cicer arietinum (chickpea)
Lineage: Eukaryota; Viridiplantae; Streptophyta; Magnoliopsida; Fabales; Fabaceae
Source: RefSeq, a predicted model, not a curated record
CUUCAUGAGCACGUUAUUUGGCCAUUUUGGAGUGUGUUUUGUGGAGCCCACUCCACAACAACAAUACUCACAAGGCAACAAUGUAACAGUCUUUUAUACGUCUUUUUGUUCAUUCAUUCUCUCUCAUUUUCAGUUUCCACUGUUGAAUGAUGGAUUUAGAGGUUUCUGAUAAGCUAAAAAUUUGUGGUGGUGGUGGUGAUGAUGAUAGGAACUUAAAUUUGAAAUGGGUCACAUCAUGUGAGAAAAAUACACUGCAUUCAAAUGUGAUGGUACCAGAGUCUUGUAAAAAAAUUGAGUCUGAUGAUAAUGAUGAUGAUAAUGUCCCUUUGUCAGCAAAAUUUUCCGUGAUUUCGAGUUUGGGUGGUAACUAUGAUGGAUCUGUUAAGAAGAGCCCUACUACUACAUUGCUGGUUAAGAGGCUAUUUGAAAACGGCAGUUCGUCGUGCGGUUCGGUUAAGAAAUCAAAGGUGUCUCCAUCAGCAUAUGAUGAUGGUGAUGAUGAUGAGGAUGAGGAUGUUCCUAUUUCCUGGAGAGGGAAAAUGCCUACCGUGUCAGUUGGUAAAGUAUUUUCUGUAACAAAGAGGUUUGUGGAGAAAAAACUCGCAUUGAUGGAAGAAUCAAUUGAGGAAUGUCAAAGGAAGGGACAAGUAGAAGAACAGAAAUUGGAGUCUAUAAAGAUAGAGAUUGAGGAGUACUCCAAAGAGCUUGUAAAGAAGAAUAAACAAGUUGGUUGUGUUAGAAGAAUUCAUGAAGCUCAUAAGAAAAUACAGGGAAAAGUUGAAGAAUGUGUCAAGGAUUUUGUAGCAAAGGAAGCUCAGCUCUGUAUGAUGGAGAACCUGAUUGGAGAGCGCAAGCAAGAGCUCAAUACAGAGUUGAUAGAACUGCACGAAAUCAUAGGUAACGUUGAUAAAGAUCGUGAAAGGAAGCAAGAGGAACUCAAGGUUCUUUCACAAAAUAUUGUUGAAUGUAGUAUGGAACUUAUGACUAGAGAGAAAGAGCUUGAUGCAAUGAAAAAAUUAAUUGGUGAACAAGCGGAAAUAUUAGAGUCAGAAAGGAAGAAGUUACUAAAGGUAAUGUCAAUAAGGUCUGAUCAGCGUGCUCAAACGGAGAGUUUUGAGUUAAUGAGGAAACGAUCUGAAGGUCAGAUUUUGGAGCUUCAGUCAAAAGAGAAAAGGUGUGAAGAACAAAUGAUGGAGCUUGAGUCAAAGAAGAAGCACUUUGAAAGACAAGUAAAGGAGCUGGGGUUAAAAGAGGAGAAACUUGAAGGCCAGGUAAAGAAAUUUGAAGCAAAGGAGGAGGAACUUGAAGGGCGUAUGAAGGAGCUUGAAUCAGAAAAGAAGCAUUUUGAAAACCGGGUGAAGGAGCUUGAAUCUAAAGAGAAGCUAGUUGAAGGACGAGCAAAGGAACUACAGUCAAAUGAGAAGCAACUUGAAAGUCGGGUUAAGGAGUUUGUGUCAAAAGAGGAGAAAUUUGAAGGCCAACUGAAGGAGCUGGAAUUCAGAAAGAAGCACUUUGAAAGCCAAGUGAAGGAGUUAGAGUCAAAAGAUAACACACUUGUAGGCCAAGUGAAGGAAUUUGAAGGCCAGGUGAAGGAGCUGGUAUCAAAACAGAAGCAUUUCGAAAGCCAAAUGAAUGAACUUGAGUCAAAAGAGAAGCGACUUGAAGGCCGGUUGAAGGAGCAUGAAUCAAAAGAGAAAGAGUUUGAAGGCCAAGUGAAGGAGCUGGAAUCUAAAAAGAAGGAGUUGGAAUCGAAAGAGAAGGAAUUUGAAUGCCAAUUGACGGAGCUGGUGAAGGAACUGGUAUCAAAACAGAAGCAUUUCGUAAGCCGAAUAAAGGAGCUAGAGUCAAAAGAGAAGCAACAUGAUGGCCGAGUGAAGGAGCAUGAAUCAAAAGAGAGAGAAUUUGAAGGCCAAAUGAAAGAGCUGGAAUCUAAAAAGAAGCAUUUCAAAAGCCAAGUGGAGGAGCUCAAAUCAAAAGAGAGACAGUUUAAAGGACAAGUGAAGGAACUUGAGUCUAAAGAGAUGCAACUGGAUGGCCAAAUGAAGGAGUUUCAAUCAAAAGAAAAGCAACAUGAAGGCCGAAUGAAGGAGUUAGAAUCAAAGGAGGAGAAACUCCAAGGUCAAGUUAAAGAGCUGGAAUCAAGAAAGAAGCAUUUUGAAAGCCAAGUUGAGGUCUUCAAAUCAAAAGAAAAGCAAUUUGAAGGACGAGGGAAAGAAUUUGAAUUAAAAGCGAGUAUGUUGAAAGUACAGGUGAAGGAGCUCAUAUUAAAAGAAAAGCUGUUGGAGGGACAAGUCCAGGAUCUUGAGUCAAAGCUGAAUAAAUUUGAUGGACAAUCCAAGGAGUCUGAGUCGACAGAGAAACGACAUGAAGCAUUAAUAAAAUAUUUUGAUGAGGAAAAAGAAUCACUUACAUCUUGUAUGGAUGAUCAAUUAUGUCCUACCAUUGAUGGAAUGAGUUUGCAGUUGGUUCCAAGUGAACAACCUGAUGGACCCGAGUUCCUUUGCAAUGACGUUUUAGUUAAUCUGCUAGAAUCAUCAGAUCCAUCACGAACUAUUUUGGAUAUAAUACUGAACCCCGUUAUUCCACUGUGUAAGACGGGAGAUGAUGUUGUGAUUAUUGAUGAGAGCCACAUCUUUCUGCUAGAACAACUGAUGAAAAUCUCGCCAAAUAUUAAGCCUGGUGUAAAAGAAGAAGCACUGAAGCUAGCAUCUGAUAUGAAAGCUAACAUGAAAGAAAAUACUGAAAAUUCUUUGGGUGUUCUUGGUUUUCUUCUGGUUUUGUCAAUUUAUGGAUUGCUUGCUUCUUUCGAUGAGGGCAAAGUCUUGGAGCUUUUUGCAUUUGUUGCUCACCACAAGAUAGCUGUGGAGCUUUUUGGGUCCCUGGGAUUUGCAAAUAAAGUUUCUGAUUUUGUGGAGAAUCUUAUCAGGAAGAAGCAAUUUGUUGGAGCUGUUAGAUUCAGCUAUGCAUAUAACUUGGCUGACAAGAAACAACUAGUUGAUCUCUUGCGAGAACACGUCCAGAAUGCAAAACUGAUUUGUGAGAACAGUUGCAAGAAAACCAGCUCCAUUGAAAUCAAGGAUAAGGCCAGAGAUGAAGAAAUUGCUAGCUUGGAAACUGUUCUACUAUGCAUUUCUGACAACAACCUCAAAUCUGAGGAACUGUUUAUCCAGGAGAUUCAAUAUCGUAUUCUUGAACUAAAAGCACAUAAAGGCAAAUAGUUUUUGUACUUGGAACAACCUAACGUAGAUAAAUGUGGUUAUAGAAAUCUUCUAACAUAUAUACACUACUAUUGUUGGGGUACAUAUUCACUUAAAUGACUUUAACGCGAUUCUCUCUGUUUCUUACUCAAAA